AUGGGUGAGCUCCUCCUUGAGGCCACCCCUGGGUGGGCCACCUCUUCGGGGACACCCGUGGGGGGGCGGGGGGGGGGACACACUCGCCUUGAGGGGCACCCACGGGUGCUCGGCGCCCGCGGGGCACCCACGGGUGGGGUCGGUGACGUCCCCGUCCCGCCCCAGCGCAACAGCCGCUACGACGGGCAGAUCGCCGUGUUCGGGGCCGAGCUGCAGGCCAAGCUGGGCAACCAGAAGUACUUCCUGGUGGGGGCGGGGGCCAUCGGCUGCGAGCUGCUGAAGAACUUCGCCAUGGUGGGGCUGGGCUGCGGACCCGAGGGGUCCAUCACCGUCACCGACAUGGACACCAUCGAGAAGUCCAACCUCAACCGCCAGUUCCUCUUCCGGCCCUGGGAUGUCACGAAGCUGAAGUCGGAGACGGCCGCGGCGGCGGUGCGGGAGAUGAACCCGGCGCUGCGGGUGAGCAGCCGCCCCGACCGCGUCGGCCCCGACACCGAGCGCGUCUACGACGACGACUUCUUCGAGGCCCUGGACGGCGUCGCCAACGCCCUGGACAACGUCGAUGCCCGUGAGCACCCAUGGGUGCCCCCGCUGUGGCCCCGCUUCCCGCCCCGGGGGGUCCUCGGGGUGCUCUGA
Messenger RNA from Oxyura jamaicensis (ruddy duck), 636 nucleotides. Its product is annotated as ubiquitin-like modifier-activating enzyme 1. Lineage: Eukaryota; Metazoa; Chordata; Aves; Anseriformes; Anatidae. The transcript has 3 exons. Gene Ontology annotation, biological process: ubiquitin-dependent protein catabolic process; protein ubiquitination; DNA damage response. Gene Ontology annotation, molecular function: ubiquitin activating enzyme activity. Gene Ontology annotation, cellular component: nucleus; cytoplasm. The coding region runs from base 1 to 636 and encodes 211 amino acids. The record is from RefSeq and is a predicted model, not a curated record.